Molecule: messenger RNA, 1836 nt
Organism: Tripterygium wilfordii
Lineage: Eukaryota; Viridiplantae; Streptophyta; Magnoliopsida; Celastrales; Celastraceae
Product: calcium-dependent protein kinase 26-like
Exons: 7
Coding region: 1-1836 (611 amino acids)
Biological process (GO): peptidyl-serine phosphorylation; protein autophosphorylation; intracellular signal transduction
Cellular component (GO): nucleus; cytoplasm
Molecular function (GO): calmodulin binding; calcium/calmodulin-dependent protein kinase activity; ATP binding
Source: RefSeq, a predicted model, not a curated record
AUGGGAAAUCGGUGUGUUGGAUCAAUGGCUUCAGACGGAUUUCUUCAAUCAAUCUCCAAUUCCAUAUGGUGGUCUCGAACAAUUGCUUCUGGUGAUAAGGAACCUAAAGGCGAACCACUCUCGACGAGUAAGGAGCGCGAAGAGCAGAACCCUCCUUUACCUCCAAACGGGCCCCCGGAACAGAUAAAGAUUGUUAAGGAAGAGAUUAUAGUUGUACCAGAGCCCACAAGACACAAGGAAGAACCCGAACCAGCGAAGCCAGAGCCAGUUAGGCAGAUUGAAAAUGCUAAGCCUGCACAACCAGCAAGACACAAGGAAGAGAGUAAACCGGAAGAGCCUAAGAAACCGAGAAAGCCCCAUAAUGUUAAGAGGCUAGCAAGUGCAGGGCUUCGGGCUGAGUCAGUGUUACAAACCAAAACUGGUCAUUUGAAGGAAUACUACAACCUGGGGCGGAAGCUUGGACAUGGUCAGUUCGGUACAACUUUUCUUUGUGUGGAGAAAGGGACUGGAAAAGAGUAUGCUUGCAAGUCCAUUGCGAAAAGGAAAUUGCUUACGGAAGAUGAUGUGGAGGAUGUGAGGAGAGAGAUUCAGAUAAUGUAUCACUUGUCUGGGCACACCAAUGUGAUCUCAAUCAAAGCGGCUUAUGAGGAUGCUGUAGCCGUCCAUGUUGUCAUGGAAUUGUGCACUGGGGGUGAGCUUUUUGAUAGGAUUAUUAAGAAAGGGCAUUAUACAGAAAGACAGGCAGCUCAACUUUCCAGGACAAUAGUCCAAGUUAUUGAAACCUGUCAUUCUUUGGGUGUCAUGCAUCGCGAUCUUAAGCCUGAGAAUUUUCUUUUCAUUAACGAGGAGGAAGAUUCACAUCUUAAGGCAAUAGAUUUUGGAUUAUCAAUAUUUUUCAAGCCUGGGCAAAUUUUUACUGAUGUGGUUGGAAGCCCUUAUUAUGUGGCACCCGAAGUUCUGUUGAAGCGUUAUGGUCCACAAGCAGAUGUUUGGAGUGCUGGAGUGAUGAUUUACAUCCUCUUAAGUGGGGUGCCACCGUUUUGGGCUGAAACCGAGGAAGAUAUAUUUGAUGAGGUAUUGCGUGGUGAUCUGGACUUCUCAUCUGAUCCCUGGCCUAAUAUUUCCGAUAGUGCAAAAGAUUUGGUAAGAAGAAUGCUAGUUCGGGACCCCAAAAAGCGGAUAACUGCUCAUGAAGUCUUGUGCCACCCUUGGGUUCAAACUGAUGGAGUGGCACCAGACAAACCUCUUGAUUCUGCAGUCUUAAGUCGCUUGAUGCAGUUUUCUGCAAUGAAUAAGCUUAAGAAAAUGGCUCUCAGAGUCAUUGCCCAUAACCUCUCGGAAGAAGAAAUCGCGGGGUUGAAUGAAAUGUUUAAGAUGAUAGACACAGACAACAGUGGUCAAAUUACUUUCGAAGAACUAAAAGUCGGACUGAAAAGAUUUGGCGCUAAUCUUACUGAAUCAGAGAUUUAUGAUCUAAUGCAGGCCGCUGAUGUUGAUAAUAGUGGCACAAUCGAUUACGAUGAGUUCAUAGCAGCAACAUUGCAUCUAAACAAAAUCCAAAGGGAAGAUAAUCUGUACACAGCCUUCUCGUAUUUCGACAAAGAUGGCAGCGGCUAUAUCACUCUGGAUGAGCUUCAAAAGGCCUGUGAUGAAUUUGGAAUGGAGGAUGCUCACUUAGAAGAGAUGAUCAAGGAAGCAGACCAAGAUAAUGAUGGGAGAAUAGAUUAUAAUGAGUUUGUGGCCAUGAUGCAAAACCGCAACGGCGAGACGGGUAAGAAUGGUUUGCAGGGAAGAAGUUUUAGCAUUGGAUUUAGGGAGGCACUGCCAGUUUUUUGA